AUGUCCGCCGACAAAAAGUCCCCUCAGGGAUUCGCCCUCGACUUCCUCAUGGGUGGUGUGUCCGCUGCUGUCGCAAAGACCAGCGCGGCUCCUAUCGAGCGUAUCAAGCUGCUCGUGCAAAACCAGGAUGAGAUGAUCAAGCAAGGGCGGCUGGCCACUCCCUACAAGGGCAUCACUGACGCCUUUGUCCGCACAUACCGUGAUGAGGGCCUCGUCUCGCUGUGGCGAGGAAACACAGCCAAUGUCAUCCGUUACUUCCCAACGCAAGCUCUCAACUUUGCCUUCAAGGACUACUUCAAGUCCUUGUUCGGUUUCAAAAAGAACGAGGGCUACUGGAAGUGGUUCGCUGGCAACAUUGCUUCCGGUUCCGGUGCUGGUGCCAUGUCAUUGCUCUUUGUCUACUCGCUCGAUUACGCCCGGACACGUUUGGCUAACGAUGCCAAAUCUUCCAAGGCUGGAGGGGCUCGUCAAUUCAACGGUCUCGUCGACGUUUAUCGCAAGACACUCGCUUCUGAUGGUAUUGCCGGUCUCUACCGUGGUUUCGUUCCUUCCGUUGUCGGCAUCGUCGUCUACCGUGGUCUCUACUUUGGUGUUUACGACUCGCUCAAGCCUGUUGUCCUCGUUGGCGCACUCCAGGGAUCUUUCCUCGCCUCGUUUGCUCUUGGUUGGGGUGUUACUACCGGCGCUGGUUUGGCUUCAUACCCUCUUGACACCAUUCGUCGUCGCAUGAUGAUGACCUCCGGCAGUGGCGUUAACUACAAGUCUAUGUUCGAUGCUGGUUCGCAAAUCAUUGCCAAGGAGGGUACCAAAUCGCUCUUCAAGGGUGCUGGUGCCAACAUUCUCCGUGGUGUUGCUGGUGCUGGUGUGCUUUCGCUCUAUGACAAGUUCCAAGAGCUCGCAUUCGGCAAAGUCUACUCUGGUGGAUCUGGUUAA
Molecule: messenger RNA, 933 nt
Organism: Mycena indigotica
Lineage: Eukaryota; Fungi; Basidiomycota; Agaricomycetes; Agaricales; Mycenaceae
Product: DEAD-box family helicase
Exons: 8
Coding region: 1-933 (310 amino acids)
Biological process (GO): mitochondrial ADP transmembrane transport; mitochondrial ATP transmembrane transport
Cellular component (GO): mitochondrial inner membrane
Molecular function (GO): ATP:ADP antiporter activity
Source: RefSeq, a predicted model, not a curated record